CAGCCUGUAUUUACCACCAGGAUGUUUCUGCCAGUGUCAGAUGGAUUUGGAGGUAGUGUUCACGGAGCUGGGACAGUUCGGCAAGUACCAGACCUUGCAGUACGCCCUGCUCACCAUACCUCUCUUAGCUUCCGCCUUCGAGGAGAUCUCAUACAUCUUCACGUCCAGCGAGGUCGACUACAGAUGUCUAGUGCCCGAGUGCGAGCAAGCGAACACGACCGAGUUCUCUCCUCCAUGGUUGUCUCUGGCGGUGCCGUACAGAGGGGACCCGCUGCAGCCGGCAUGGUGUGACCGCUACGGUGUAAACCUGGCCAUCAACACCACGGCGCAGCUCUGCUCUUCGGAGAUGUUCUUGACCAACGUGACCCAGACCUGCAACCAAUGGGUGUUUGAGUCCAAGGAGAAAACUAUAGCCACCGAGUUCAAGUUGUUCUGUGAGGAGAACAUCUGGCGGAGAACGAUGGUGGGAACUGUCAACAACCUGGGGCUCAUCACGAACUACAUCAUCGUCUGCUAUCUCUCUGACAGAUUCGGCCGUAAAUCAGCACUAUUGACCUUGACUUUAGUCCAAGGACUUCUUGUAAUUCUGCAAUCCUUUUCUCCAUCGUAUUCUACGUUCAUCCUGUUGGAGUAUUUGGUCUGCUUCUGCUCAACCUUCAACUCUGCAUUCGUCUUGGCCAUAGAGAUGGUGGGCGGAGACAAGCGCAUGUUUGCCAACUGCCUGAUGAACACCCUGUACUCUCUAGGAGAAGUAGUGGUCGCUAUCAUCAUGUGGUGGGUCCAGGACUAUCGAGUGUUAUUGCGGUUCAUAGGAGCCAUUAAACUGGUCAACAUUCUCUACUUAUGGCUGGUGAGUGAGUCAGUACACUGGUACCUGACCAUGGAGUACUAUGAACAAGUGGUCAACGUCGUGAAGAAUAUUGCAAGACUCAACAAGAAACAGUUGUCAGAGUCUACACAGCAUACUCUGGACAAUCUGGUCGCCAAGAGAGAAAAGAUUAAAAAGGCGGAAGUGAAGGUUCCAACUCGAUCUGUCAUCAGAGAGCUGUUCAAUUCUCGGCCUCUGCUAUCUAGAUUUGCCAUCUGUUCACUUACCUGGUCGGUGAACGUGUUUGUCUACUUCGGCUUCUCUCUGAUGUCGGUGACUCUGGCAGGCAACAAGUAUGUCAACUUCCUCCUGAUCGCCCUGGUGGAGGUGCCAGCCUAUGCCGCCAUGUGGCUGGGCAUGGAGUUCUUCAAUAUCGGCCGCAAGACGGCGCUCGCCUGCACGUUCUUACUUACUGCGGUCCCUUGCCUCAUCUACCUGUUUGUGCCUUCAGUUAUAAGAAGUGUACAGAAGUAUCAACCAGGGCAGAUGGUCGAAAUGACCAUAUUUUCCAUCACGAUCUCGUACACAGUGAUCUAUGAGGUUGGUGCCGAAGUUUUCCCCACCGAGCUGAGACAGUCCAUGGUCGGUCUAUGUUGUGCAGUUGGCUGCAUUGCGGGCCUGUUCGCUCCUCAGAUCCCUCUACUGGCCCUGUACAUAAACCCCAUGCUGCUGUUCUUCUGGUUGUCAGUGGGCGCCGGCUCCCUGUCUCUACUGCUGCCAGAGACUCAGGGUCGUAGUCUGCCAGACACCAAUCAUUGCAGGCCGUCAAGUUUGAGCUAGUAACCCGUAUAUACCAGUCAUGCGAUCAUGCAACAUUACUCAUCUUUAUUUAUUUUAAUUUUAAUUAUAUUUUUAUGUUUAUUUUUUACACUUUGGUGAACACAAAAAGAGUGUCACAUUUUGAAAAACAGUCUCAGUGCCUGUUCUCCGAGUGGCUUAAAAGUCUAUAAUGUAAACUUUAAAUUUGACUGUGACACUUAAAUAUACAUUGUGUUUUGUUA
Homalodisca vitripennis (glassy-winged sharpshooter) is the source of this 1869-nucleotide messenger RNA. Its product is annotated as organic cation transporter protein-like. The record is from RefSeq and is a predicted model, not a curated record. NCBI's taxonomy places the organism in Eukaryota, Metazoa, Arthropoda, Insecta, Hemiptera, Cicadellidae. Gene Ontology annotation, molecular function: transmembrane transporter activity. Gene Ontology annotation, biological process: transmembrane transport.